Lymnaea stagnalis (great pond snail) is the source of this 17062-nucleotide messenger RNA. NCBI's taxonomy places the organism in Eukaryota, Metazoa, Mollusca, Gastropoda, Lymnaeidae. The record is from the annotation of a GenBank genome assembly.
AAAAAAAAAUGAAUUAAUUUAAAGUAAAAUAAAUUACGAAAUGAAAACCAUUUUUGCGUUUAACUUUUGUGUUUGUUCCAUGAUUUAAAUUCAAAUGAGGGCACCAAAGUAAUUCACACAAUCUAGUAGGACAGUCCUUUGUGCAACUAAGAUACAUUUUUUUAAUAAUCGUAAAUGUUUCAGAAUUUUACACACGUUAUUUGUCUGAACAACAGCAAGAAGAAAAGUUUCAAUAUAAAUCAUGCUAGACCAAGAAAAGUGGUGCUUUUAAUUCAAAUAUUACGGAAUAUUUUUGAAGUUUUACAGUAACCAUCACCCGUGUGUCAUUGAACCGCGGAUUGCCCCCCCCCCCCACCCCGAAGUCAGUCACCCUCCCCUGGCCUCCAUGGUCACACCAAGAUAGAGCAAGGUUGGAACGCCUGGGCGAGCAGCUGAUGACACACAUAGCACAGCGCGCGGCACUGGAUAACUGGUCACAGAGGUAACUACUCCAUUGUUGGCUUUAUUCAAUUUAAUGGAACAAAAUAACUCAGUGAAUUUGUUGUUAAAUCGUGAAUUCAGUCAGACGCCAUAGAUCAGCUUAACUGGGAUAACACACUUAUUAAAUUUAUUUUAAAAAAAUGUGAGUAGACCUAUUUUAAGCUUAAUUCAAAUAAAAUAUAAAAGUUUAGAAAACCUCUAAAUUAAGAAGUCAGAGUUUACCGAAGUUAGAGUUAGGGUUUACUUACCAAAGUUAGGGCUUACUUACCUAAGUUUUAGUUAGCUUUUCAGUUCUCUCAAAUGCUCAAUUAUUUGUCAACAUUCUAGCGAUAAGGAAAUGUGAUGAUAAGUAUAAUCAGUCGUUGGUAUUCUGUAGUCGCGUUGAACUGGCGUAGAAGUCUAUGUCAUUUAAACUUAUCAAAGCUAUUGGUCUAAAUGUAUUGUUUUAAAGGUAUUGGCUACCUACAGGUAUUGGUUUAAAGGUACUGAUUUAAAGGUCUAGAUCAAAAGGUGAUUGUGUAAAGGCAGAGGUUCAAAGUUAUUGGUCUAAAGGUUCAAAGGUAUUAGUUUAAAAGUAAUGGUCUAAAACCUGUAUUAUAGGUUGUUUACGGGGAAAAAUGUUUGCCCCGUGUCUCCCAGACUUGGCAAUACACCUUAGGAUUUAUUCGCAUGGCGGCAAGGACAGGUGUCCACACUGCCCACAGUCUAGUAUUUUUGAUGUUCUACAAAAUGUUCUUAUUUUGUGGUGGAAGAGCGUUAAUUGUAGAUGUGGUAUCGUGUAGAUCUUGACAUUACUUUCAAGUGAGAGGUUGGCAGGAUAAUGUAACUUAAAAAUGUCACACGUAAAUGUGGUGGUGAAAAAUACGAUCUAGCCUACAAAUGUGAUAGUGAAAAAUACGAUCUAGCCUACAAAUGUGAUAGUGAAAAAUACGAUCUAGCCUACUGAGCUACUGUUGACAAGAAUAAUUUUAAAAAAUAAAAUAAUAAUUACUGGAUUAUUUUAGAUAUGAAAUUGUUUUGAUGAUCGGGUUUUCAUAAAUGUAUUUGUCAUUUUAAAAUUAAAAACAAACAUUCAUUAAAUAAAAUAAAAACUCGACAGAAUCUUUGACAGGUAGUUGCCAGCCUAAUGGAGUAUCUCAAUGACCUUGACCUUAACUUUGUUCCUUAACUCUUCGAUGAUUUAAGAAAAUAAAGUCUGGAAUGAUUGGUCUCUUCCUUGCCAGUAGUUUAAGUCAAUGGAAUGGGUUUUUCAAUGAAUAAGUGUUUAAUUGAAUGGGUGUUUAAAUGUUCAGAUACAAGUCAGGAGGCCUAUUUAUAACUGGGAUAUUUUGUUAGCAUUCAGAUUGUCAAAAAAGUGGAAGCUCUGGCCAAAUUUAAGUCAAAGUUCAUUUCACCUCCUUAUCAGUAUACAUUGGUACAAACAGCAUAUCUUUUGUGUACAGUGUUACGAACAGCCUAUCUCUUGUGGGCUUUGCUUUACUGAGCCGAGAGUGUUAUUGAUUUAUUAAGCACACAUCCCAAAUCUUAGUUGUAUGUCCAAAAAAUGUUUAAUAGACAUAUUACAGUUUGUACACAUGCUGUCAUAGACACUGUAUUUUGUACACAUUCUUUCAUAGACAUUAUAGUACCCGUAUGUACAUAUUCUUUCAUAUGCAUAAUAAUGAUAAAGUUUAUUUGACAAUCACGUUUCAUCCCUAAAGGCUCAAAGCGCGGUACAGAGUCAACCAUAUUAAAAGAGAAAUGACACAAUCGAUAUUUGACCACGUUGAAUCACGAAACGCAACAUUACAAAAAUUACAUACGAGCAAACCCAAAGUCUUUGCAUCGCCAUGUCUCUUUAUCCUGUCAUUGACAUAUUAUGUUAGUGUGUAGACAUUCUUUCAUCACAUUUCAGUGUGUACACAUUCUUUUCAAAGACAUUGUAGUCCGUACUCUAUCAGAUACAAUAAGCGUGUACACACAGACAUGCAUGAUUGUAGUCCAUACACAUUAUUUUUUCAAGGCCGUUCAUCUGAAAAAAAUCCCCAUCGCCUUUAUUUUAUUUUUAUCAACACCCCCCCCCCCCCCCCACCAAAAAAAAAAAAAAAAAAAAAAAAAUCCCACACAGGUGAUCUACUGGGCCUCAGUAACAAAAUCAACUUGUACAUCAGCAGACGUGAUCAUUGUGUUCAAGAUUAGUUCAAGAGGACACACCCUUCAUACCACUAGAAUCAUCCUAACAAGAGGUAUCUGCAUCUUUGGUUACCCCGUGGCAAACUUCAAUCAGUUUCACACCAUUACGUUUGUUUACGGACAAUACCCAUACAAAGAGAUCAACCGGUCAAUACCCAUCAUACAAAGAUAUCAACCAGACAAUACCCCUACAGCUAUCAUCAUGUCCAUUGUGUCCAUCCCUGACAAGCUGAAGGAGGAGCUCGAUGCCAGCAAUGACCAGGGAUCGUUUCUGUCCCGCCAGAUUGGAAAGGAGGUCGCAGACGUGAAGAGCCUGGCCUUCUGGCGUGCUGCCCUGGCAGAGUUUGUGGGAUGCCUCCUGUUGGUCAUGUUUACCGUGGGCGUGGGGCUGAAAAAGGAAGGGACGGAAGGGCCUCCAUUGCUGCAGGUAGGGAAAGAAUUUGGUAUAAAACUUCAUCUCUCUCAUUUAUUUAAUUUAGUCUAAUUCCUUGACAUCUCUCUAUCCAUUUUGGGGAAUGGCGCAGCGCUGAAGUUCUGGUGAAGAAUAAUUUUGAAGAGACUUAUUAGGUUUAUCUGGUCAGGGUUUAAAUCAGUGUUUAAGUUAUUGGUUGAGUGAUUUAGUCAGUGUUUAAGUUAUUGGGUCAGUGCUUAAGUCAGUGUUUAAUUUGUUUUGUCAGCGUUUAAUUUGUUUGGUCAAUGUUUAAGUUAUUGGGUUAGUGUUUGUUUAAGUUAUUGGGUCAGUGUUUAAGUCUUUGGGUCAGUGUUUAAUUUAUUGGGUCAGUGCUUAAGGAUUAGAAAUAAAUGAGUGAAACAAAGUAUGGGAAAACCUGAAAAAAGGGACGCAAAAAAUAUAAACAAUGAACCUAUCGACAAGUCGCUCUCUUCAACGAAGCAACUGUAAACCAUGUUUAUCAUUUCUGCUGCUCUACAAUCCGGCAUCCUUUCAAUAUGUCCUGCCCAGCGCAGUCUGCCUUUUUUAAAAAUAUAUUGCGACUAUGGGUGCGUCUUUGUACAAUUAUUUUGUAAGUAUUCUCCAGAUAUCAUUUUCCAUCCCCGGGCCGUAUAUUUUUCUGAUGAAUUUCCUCUCCCAUGUAUUGAGCAGGUUCUCUGCUUUUCUUGGUAAGAGUCCCAGUCUCACUAGCGUGAGAUGAUACUAAAGCUAUAGUGAAAUUACUGCUCACUGUUCAUAAAGAUCUGAUAAAACUGUUCGCCAGCAUGCAGAUCUGAUGAAACUGUUCGCCAGCAUGCAGAUCUGAUGAAACUGUUCGCCAGCAUGCAGAUCUGAUGAAACUGUUCGCCAGCAUGCAGAUCUGAUGAAACUGUUCGCCCGCAUGCAGAUCUGAUGAAACUGUUCGCCAGCAUGCAGAUCUGAUGAAACUGUUCGCCGGCAUGCAGAUCUGAUGAAACUGUUCGCCAGCAUGCAGAUCUGAUGAAACUGUUCGCCAGCAUGCAGAUCUGAUGAAACUGUUCGCCAGCAUGCAGAUCUGAUGAAACUGUUCGCCAGCAUGCAGAUCUGAUGAAACUGUUCGCCAGCAUGCAGAUCUGAUGAAACUGUUCGCCAGCAUGCAGAUCUGAUGAAACUGUUCGCCAGCAUGCAGAUCUGAUGAAACUGUUCGCCGGCAUGCAGAUCUGAUGAAACUGUUCGCCAGCAUGCAGAUCUGAUGAAACUGUUCGCCCGCAUGCAGAUCUGAUGAAACUGUUCGCCCGCAUGCAGAUCCCAUUCGAGGUGAAAUGCCAGCCGCAUUUCGACUUCACGAUCCGGAUGCAUGGCCGCCAUUAUCUGACAUGGUUAAGUGCUAUUUAAUUUUACAUGCAUGUCCCAAAGCAAAAGUCACGUGAUUGCUAUCAAGAUACGAUAAUCCCUGGCAAAGCCGGUCACUUAGAGUUCAAAUUGGUUUGAAAAAGUUCUUCCAAACGGACAAAUGUUCACCGUCAAUGGAUUGUGUCAAGUGUUUCUAAAGAUAAAGUUGCCUGUUUUCAUACUGUUUUCCUUGUAUGCUGUUUUCCCGUUGCAAAAAAUUAAAUUUUUGGAUCCAAAGACGGGAUUUUCUGACUGGAGCCAUGUUAGUCCAAGAGUGUGGAGCCAUGUUAGUCCAAGAGUGUGGAGCCAUGUUAUCCAAGAGUGUGGAGCCAUGUUAGUCCAAGAGUGUCUGAACACGAAACAGCCCUGAACACAGAAACUGUUCUAUGAUGUGCAAAGAUGUUGCAAUCCGUUUGAAAGAAGGUCGAAUGAUUGCUUGCUAUUUUCAUAAAGUAAAUAGGCUUGAAAGUGGUAAAAUAUACGAACAGUAGUCAUUGGUGCUAUUUUGUUCAGUGCUAACAAUUCUUCUUCUGUAUAUUAAGAGCCCACUAUCAAUGUUCUUAUCAUUCUAGCUCCUUCGUGUGUAGAGGGGAUUGUCGAAUGUUUUUAUGCUUGGUAAUGAAGAGCAUAUUUCACUAGAUGCAAGGGGUACACAGCGAGGGUAUCAGGAACUGGGGGUUGAAAGGCCACAGGCAAUAGACGCAAAUGUGUCAAAUGUUGUCGCCUCAACUAUCCCUUUUGGAAGCUUGUUCCAGUCCCUAAUUGUCUUUGGCAGGAAUGAGCAGUUCCCGUACUAUGUUCUUGCUCUUACCAGCCGGAACUGCCUGUCGUGGCCUACUAGAGACACCAUUUGAGAACCACGUGGGGGAUUUUUUUUUUUUUUUUGAAUACCAUAGAAUGAAUCGGCCGUGAUCAUCUACGUUUAGCUGAACACAUUGCUGACUGAUCACAUUGCUGGUUGAACACGACACCAGACACAAGUCUGACAUAUCUUUAGCCUAAAAUUCAUACUGAACGUAUAACACUUAGCGGAUGCAAUAAUUAAAAGCGAAAUUAUUUCAAGAAUUCAGGCUGCCAAAUAUUGUUCUCUUCCCUUUGACUGUACACCUGAUGUACAGCUGUCUGAAAUAAUACACUAUGUUUUGAUAGAAGACAGCUAUUGAUUGAUCAAGGAGAGCUUUGUAGAUUUGACUGAAGGUCAUGGAACGACUGUUUCCGGUCAUGUCAAAGAAAUUACGUAAAAAGUUAGAAAAAGAUGGCAGCAGGGUUCAAGGUUACGACAACGGCGCCAACAUGGCCGGAAAAUAUAAAGCAGUGCAAGCCAAAAUAAUGAGUGUGACAGAUUUGGCAUUAUUUUUAAUAGGGUUACAUUUUUUGGUCGCGUUAACAUUUUUUUUUCUCUCUAGCUCUCGGAGCUUAUCAAUUGUUUAAAUUGACUAUGAUGUGGUUAGUUAUAUAAAAACUAGAACAUGGUUAUUGAUGAUUUUGAGUUAUCAAAAGUACAUUUGGAGAAGACGGCUGGCGGAGAAAUGGACCAGUCCAACCAUUUAAAAUGAUAGAAUUGUACCAGCGAUAUUUUUACUACCCAAUAAAGAUUUCAGUGCUAUUUUAAUUGUGAAGGGAGAAUAAACCGAAGGGACUAUAUAUAAAACUGCAGCUUUUUACCGAAUAAGUCUAUUUCUUUUCUAUUAUUAAAUAUAAUUUACAUUCGAAAUUUAGGCUGGGUAGCAAAAUAUGGGGACGCCAGCUCAUGCAAGGCACAGGGCGGAAAUAUAGCUUGGUACUGUGCUGCGUUAAACACACGAGAACCUCUGCUUUUGGAAAGAAUAGAUCCAUUAGUUUAAAAGUCCCACUGGUGCACGUUAAGAUGUCACAAACAUUUAGUUUGAUAUUCCAUCAUUAAAUUACAAGUUCCAUUGGUGCAUAUUAAGAUAUCACUAAAAAAAAAGUAUGAAAUUCCAUGAUUAACUGCCUCUACAAACAUGAGAACCACUCGUUGGUCAAGACAAACUAUCCUUCCUUAUCAGUAAAGCCGUUAAAGACUUAUCAUGAUAAGUUAAAAGACGCACUUGACUUUCCCAUUAUCCGUCUUUACAAAGACACGCAUAUCAUUUUACACGGUGCUUCUAUGUUGACACUUGGGGGUGGGGGGUGGGAGCGAAAGUUUAACUUUGAGGCCCAACUGAACCCGGAAAAUGUUGACGUUGCUUAAUUAGCCAGACGACAACUUGAGACUAAACUUACCUUCUGUGAUGACACAAUAUUGUCCUCUUGCUGCGGCUACCCAUCAGCAACGAGCAGGGAUUCCGUUCCGAUGAUUCAGUUAAAAAAGCUGUUCAAUUUGUGGUCGCCCUUAAAAGGAUCCUUUGUUCCGUGAAACUUUCACGGCCACAGUUUUCUAACGUCCUUUUGUUCAAACUUUCUUAAUUCAAACUUCAAUUAAUUCAUACUUUCUUAAUUCAAACUUCAAUUAAUUCAUACUUUCUGUAAUUCAAACUUCAAUUAAUUCAUACUUUCUGUAAUUCAAACUUUCUUUAUUUCAACUUUCUGUAAUUCAAACUUUCUUUAUUUCAACUUUCUUUAUUUCAAACUUUCUUUAAUUCAAACUUUCUUUAAUUCAAACUUUCUUUAAUUCAAACUUUCUUUAAUUCAAACGUCCUCUAUUUCAAACUUUCUUUAAUUCAAACUUUCUUUAAUUCAAACGUCCUCUAUUUCAAACUUUCUUUAAUUCAAACUUUCUUUAAUUCAAACUUUCUUUAAUUCAAACUUUCUUUAAUUCAAACGUCCUCUAUUUCAAACUUUCUUUAAUUCAAACGUCCUCUAUUUCAAACUUUCUUUAAUUCAAACUUCCUCUAUUUCAAACUUUCUUUAAUUCAAACUUUCUUUAAUUCAAACUUUCUUUAAUUCAAACGUCCUCUAUUUCAAACUUUCUUUAAUUCAAACUUUCUUUAAUUCAAACUUUCUUUAAUUCAAACGUCCUCUAUUUCAAACUUUCUUUAAUUCAAACUUCCUCUAAUUCAAACUUUCCUUUCAUUGAACCUUUAAUUCAACCUUUCAUUGAACCUUUAAUUCAAACUUUCCUUUCAUUGAACCUUCAUCUAAUUCAAACCUUCCUUUCAUUGAACCUUCAUCUAAUUCAAACCUUCCUUUCAUUGAACCUUCAUCUAAUUCAACCUUCCUUUCAUUGAACCUUCAUCUAAUUCAAACUUCCUUUCAUUGAACCUUCCUCGAAUUCAACCUUCCUUUCUUUGAACCUUCCUCUAAUUCAAGCCUUCCUUUCAUUGAACCUUCCUUUAAUUCAAAACUUCCUUUUCUUUGAACCUUCCUUUAAUUCAAACCUUCCUUUACCUCCACACAGGUCGCCAUUGGCUGCGGCUUCUUCAUCGCUGUGAUCAUCACGGCCCUGUCGACGGUCAGUGGAGGUCACGUUAACCCGGCCAUCUCCAUCGGAUUCUUGGUCACAGGACAGAUCACCUUUAUGAGGUCAGCGUGACAUUAAGCAGGCCCGGGGAAACCAAGGCCAUAGAAUCUUAUCAUUUAAACCAGAUUAUAAACAUGCGUAUGCUCUAUUAAAAACCUGACCGCAAAUAGCACACGUUACAAAUAGUUUAUCCCAAGUUCAAAUUAGGUCAUCGCCACCCAGUUAAGGGAAAUUUUUAAAGGUUAUCAUGAGAAUAUUCCAUUACUGCCAAGGUUAGGGGUCGUUCUCAAAUUACUCCACGCUAAAAAUUACCUUUUCAGACCCCAUCUCCCCCAUCAAAAAGUGUCACAAAUUCUUUACCACCCCCCCUCCCCAGUGUCACGUCACACCUAAAAAAAUAUCAAAACAUACAUAAAAUUUGCGUAACUAAAAUAAUAUUGUAUUCUUUAAAAUUUUCCCAAAAUGGAUUAAGAUGUAGUAAUAUUAGAAAGCUGUGACGCGAAACCACGGAGUCAUUAACAAUCCAAAUGUAAAAUGGCCACAACAGUUUUUGAGACAUUUUUCGAUAUGGGCAGAAGGUGUGUGCACAACUGAGUUUCAAGGUACCUAUAAUACCUGAGGCAAUUUUGAACUGAAAUUAAUAAUUUUUUAAAUUAAUUUAAUAAAGAUUUUUCAAAAUUAGAAAAAUAAAUAAUUUUAAAAAAAUAAUUAAAAAAAAAUCGUAAUGUCAAAUUUAUUUUACAAACAACCACAAAUUUAUUUUACCCCCCCCCCGGGCCCCCCUGUCACAAGUGUCACAAAUUCUCGACCCCCCCCCUCCCCAACCUGAGCGUGACGUAAUUUGUGAACGGGCAUGACCUUUCAACGCCCCACCCCAAUUACAUGAAAACUCUCCACCCCAAUAAAAACUAUCUACCUCAAUUAGCUGAAAAAUCUCCAUCCAAAAUAAUGUAAAAAAAUAGAAAAAUCCGGUCAUUCCUAUACAAUUUAAUCAGACAUUUUAACAAUUUUUCCAUUUUACAAAUCAACAUUUUAAGAUAAAACAAAUUGAUACGGUUUUGCAAGAAUCCUAAAAUAAAUGUGUCUAACCCAUCUAUUACUUCCUUUUAAUAUUUCACAAAAAAGUAAUUUUAUCUAUAAACCAUGUCAAUCUCAAUCUCUUUAGCGAGGCACGAGGCUUUUCAACUAAAUCAAACUAAAUGUGUUUUGAGCCAUAACUAAAUGUGUUUUGAGCCAUAACUGAAUGUGUUUUGAGCCAUAACUGAAUGUGUUUUGAGCCAUAACUGAAUGUGUUUUGAGCCAUAACUGAAUGUGUUUUGAGCCUUAACUGAAUGUGUUUUGAGCCAUAACUGAAUGUGUUUUGAGCCAUAACUGAAUGUGUUUGAGCCCUCACUGAAUGUGUUUUGAGCCAUAACUGAAUGUGUUUUGAGCCAUAACUGAAUGUGUUGUGAGCCAUAACUGAAUGUGUUUUGAGCCAUAACUGAAUGUGUUUUGAGCCAUACAUGUUCAGAAACACGCAGGGGGCGUCAACAAUAAAGACUAAAAAAUGUGUUUGGGGGGGGGGGGGGCUAUUGCAUGGUUUAAAUUCUUUUAUUACAUUUAUUAAAAAAACAACAACACAUUAUUCGGUGGAGCACAUUCUAAGUGCCCGAUCCUACAAAAUUCCACAAGACAGUCAGACGAUAGGCCUACUCCACCCCCAGAUAGGCCUACUCCACCCCCAGAUAGGCCUACUCCACACCCAGAUAGGCCUACUCCACACCCAGAUAGACCUACUCCACACCCAGAUAGGCCUACUCCACACCCAGAUAGGCCUACUCCACACCCAGAUAGGCCUACUCCACACCCAGAUAGGCCUACUCCAUACCGGUCCUUUCAAACAUAUGUUCCCUGCAUUCACCCACCACUCCCCCCCCCCCCCACACACACACAUGUUCCCGACACCCACAAAAUGUCACAGUCACAGUUUUUCCCCCCGGGGUUACAACUAGGUCAACAUGUUAACCUUGGUAGCCACAAUUUGAAAUUCCCACUGACUCCCAGUAAAGAAUGAAAAGCCAGGAAAUGGACCUGAUCACAACGUCUUUACCGUACUACGACUUACGCGCAGUGAUCUGCUUUUUGAUUGGUCUGUGAGAUGUCGUAAUAACUGUGCUCAGUGAUGCAGAACCAGAACAUUUUGAAUUUCUGGGCUGGGAAACGCAGAAAAACCUUCCACCUGGUUUUGCAUGACUCACGAAUUACGAUGGAUAGUGUCAGCGUCAUCCCACUUUGAUUAAAUGCGUUUUAAAAUAUCGCGCAUUGAAAGGGUUUAGAGUUCAAAGUUCACACUAGAGUCUAGAGGCCUAACAGUUAAUUAAUGCUAUAAUUACUGUAAAGUUUUGCUGUACAGAACCUACUUGAAAAAUAUAUAUUGAAACAAAGAUUUAAAGAAUUAAUAAAUUAAGACCAAAUUAAGAUUAAAUUAAGACUAACCUAGCACUAAAAUUUGACUAUAUUUAGACUAUAUUUAGACUAUAUUAAGACUAUAUUAAGGAUAAAUUAAGACUAUAUUAACUCCAUUAAGACUAUAUUGACUCCAUGAAUAAUACAUUAACUCCAUUAAGAAUAAAAUAAGAUUAUAUUAUGUCUAAUUUAAGACUCUAUUAAGUCUAAUUUAAGACUCUAUUAAGUCUAAUUUAAGACUAUAUAAUGACUAAAUUAAAACUAUAUUAAGACUAAAAUAAGACUAAUUUAAGACUAUAUUAAGUAGACUGUACUAAGACUCUUUUAAGACACCUAUUCUUUGCUGUUGUCUCAGAUUCGUCGUGUACACUCUCUUCCAAACAACGGGAGCUGUCGCAGGGGCGGGGCUCUUGAAGGCCAUGGUGCCAAACACCCAUAUCGGCACCAUCGGGGUCCUUAGCCCUUCUGAGGGGGUCACCACAUCGGAGGCCCUGGGCGCGGAGGUCGUCAUCACAUUUCUGUUGCUCUUUGUGACAAUGUCAUUGGUAAGAUUUUGUGACAAUGUCAUUGGUAAGAUUUUGUGACAAUGUCAUUGGUAAGAUUUUGUGACAAUGUCAUUGGUAAGAUUUUUGUAACAAUUUUACCAGGGAAUUAUUUCAUUGAAGGAACUUUGUCAUCUGAAAAUAAAGUUGGUUAAAAAAUCAUGAGUGCAAACUUUUUGUGAGAUAUUGCACAAGAACAUAAAGUCUUAAUGUUGUUUUUGAUUGGACAAUGUAAUGUCUAUAUGUAGUCAAUGUAAUGUCUAUCUGGAGAAAAUUUAAUGUACGUCUUUAGACAAAUAAUGUCCAUCUGUAGAUAAUACAAAAGACAAGUUUAAACUAAGAUCUGUCAUUUGUCCCUCAUUCAGGUGGAUGCAGGCAGGACAGACAUGCAGGGUUCCGUCCCACUGUUGGUCGGUCUCACAGUUACAGUCAACAUUCUCUUUGGGGUAAACAUAGACUCUCUCUUCAUCAUCCUGACUUAUCAGCUUGACAUAGACUCUCUCUUCAUUAUCCUGACUUAUCAGCUUAACAUAGACUCUCUCUUCAUCAUCCUGACUUAUCAGCUUACAUGCAUUCAAUAUUUGUAUCUGAAAUUGGUGAUGUUGAAGAAGGGGUGAUGGUGAAUUAGUGGUGAUGGUGAAGUGGUGCAAUGUUGAAGUAGUGGUGAUGUUGCAGUGGGGGUGAUGUUGAAGUAGUGGUGACGUUGAUGUGGUGGUACAUUGAAUUGGUGGUGAUCUGAAGUAGUGAUGAUGUUGAAUUAGUGGUAAUGUUGAAGUUUUGGUGAUGUUAAAGUAGUGGUGAUGUUGAAGUAGAUGUGAUGUUAAAGUAGUCAUGAUGUUGAAAUGCGGAUGAUGUUGAAAUAGUGUUGACAUUGAUGUGGUGGUGAUGUUGAAUUAGUGGUGAUGAUGAUUUGGAGGUGAUGUUGAAUUAGUGGUGAUGUUGAAGUGUUGGUGAUGUUGAAGUAGUGGUGAUGUUUAAGUAGUGGUAAUGUUGAUGUAGUGGUGAUGUUACAUAGUUAUUUGAAUAUGCUGUUUCUCCCAGUGAAGACCACCUUCUUACAAUUCCUCAAUGUCUUAUGUGGUGUUUAUGUCAUAUUAAUUGAGAGCUUUAAUUGAGCUUGACGUGAACCAUGACUGUCUGUCAAUCUUAAUGUCUGCAUGUCAAUAUUAAUGUCUGUCUGUCAAUAUUAAUGUCUGCAUGUCAAUCUUAAUGUCUGUCUAUCUUAAGGAUUUUUUUCAAUUAUUUUAACCAACUGCUCAACUUUGUCACCAUUUAUUUAUAAUUUAAAAACAUAAAUUUCAAAAUAAUCUUAAUAAAAAAUUUCAAAAUAAUCUUAAUAAGAAAUUUCAAAAUAAUCUUAAUAAGAAAUUUCAAAAUAAUCUUAAUAAGAAAUUUCAAAAUAAUCUUAAUAAGAAAUUUCAAAAUAAUCUUAAUAAGAAAUUUCAAAAUAAUGUUAAUAAAAAAUUUCAAAAUAAUCUUAAUAAGAAAUUUCAAAAUAAUCUUAAUAAGAAAUUUCAAAAUAAUCUUAAUAAGAAAUUUCAAAAUAAUCUUAAUAAAAAAAUUUAAAACAACUAAAGGAAGUAAAGAAGGUCAUAAGUUAUACAAAUUUUUCCCUUUGUAAAAAAAAAUGCUGACAUUGAUGAAUGAAAUCAAUGCUGUAGAAAAUAAUGAAUAUUUGAUACUUACUCUCUUGCUGUUGUUCAGGCCAACAUAUCUGGGGGCUGCAUGAAUCCUGUGAGGGGCUUUGGACCAGCUCUGGUGCAAGAAGAAUUUACUUAUGUUUGGGUAAGGCUAAAAUGUAAUUAUGUCUUCAUGACUUGUGGGGCGUAUAGCUCCAUUUAUGCUUUACAACAAACGAACAAAUCUUUACUGUAAAUCUUACAUUGCACAACUUACAUAAAUUGACGCAGUGUCAUAAUAAUGAAGCAUUUAUUAAGCUGUUUUGCAGUCAUAACUUUUUUUGGGUGUAAAGUCAAUUUUAGUCUAUAUUUUAAGGGUAGCAUAAGAAUAAGAUGAGUUUUGGGUGGUUAGAUAGUGCCAGGGUAGUGGAGUAUUGGAAUCCAAACAUCUCGGAUUCUCUGAAAGUGCUAGGUUUAGUUUAUAUACCCAGGCAAGCAUGCGGGUCAAAUGGUUGUUUGGUUGUAGUCCAUCAGUCGGAUAGUUGUAGUCAAUCAUUUGGAUGGUUGUAUGGUUGUAUUUCAUCAUUAAGAUGAAUGUGCUCCAUCAGUCAGAUUGUUGUAGUCCAUCAGUUGGAUGGUUGUGGUCCAUCAGUUGGAUGGUUAUAGUCCAUCAGUUGGAUGGUUGUGGUCCAUCAGUUGGAUGGUUGUGGUCCAUCAGUUGGAUGGUUGUGGUCCAUCAGUUGGAUGGUUGUGGUCCAUCAGUUGGAUGGUUGUGGUCCAUCAUUUGGAUGGUUGUGGUCCAUCAGUUGGAUGGUUGUGCUCCAUGAGAUAAGGAAGACAUCUAUUCAGUAUCCAUAUUAUGAACGCCAGGGACAUAACUCAUAAAAUAACUACCUUGACACGGGGUCGGUAGCUGUUCAUGAAAACUUCGUUGUAAACCGGAGCAAGGGAGACAACCCUAUAAAAAACAUGCAGCUGAUGGUUGUACUGGGUUAUGUGCAAUAAAAGAGCUGAAAGUCUAAGACGCUACAAAAGAAUUAUAACAACAUUUAGACAUAAGACACCACUAGACACUUUAAGACACCAUAAGACAUGAAUUACCACAAUCGUGAUUCGAUGUUUCGAUCAGGAGAUGAUCACCUGACAGCAGGCCAAGACAUGAAAAUACAAGAAUAGAUUAUGGCUUUAAGUUAAAUAAAAGUCACAUUUAUCAGCCUGAUCAUCAUGUGAAAAGUCACAUUUAUCAGCCUGAUCAUCAUGUGAAAAGUCACAUUUAUCAGCCUGAUCAUCAUGUCAAAAGUCACAUUCAUCAGCCUGAUCUUUAUGUUUUAAAUAUACAUUUGUUUUAUUUAUGUUAAUUAUUUUUUAAAAAGUUUAUGAUUAAAUUUGUUAAAUGGUCUGUACAGCGGGGUGAGGCUGGGGUACCAUGCUAUAUAAAACCACUUACAAUAAUAAUAAUGUUAAAAGUCACAUUGAUCAACCUGUUAUAACUUAAGUUCGUUAUUUUAAACAUGUUUCGCAAUCUAUGAGAUGAUCCAUUCGUUUCUACUGAAUCCCAUCUCUGAUGAAUAUAACAGAAGUGUUGCUAUAAUUUAUGACAUUUUGACUGAAUCAUUCUCUGUUAUAUUCAUCUGAGAGGGCUUCAGUCAAAAGGUCAUAGAUCACAGGUCAAGGAAUAGCUGUAGCACCAAUUAAAAGAGCUACACAAGUUGAAAAAACUUUAAAACUUCCUUUCUCCACCACAAAUCCUUUUUGAAAACACUACCCAGUAGCCAAUCACUUGUUUUCAUCUAAAUGUCCUGGCCUUAACCCUAACCAUGCAGUAGCCAAUCACUUUCUUUCUUCUAAUUGUCCUAAUCUUACCCUAGCCCUAAUCUCUCUUCAGUAAUUUAAUAGAUCAUGUUGUUUUUCUCAACAGAUUUAUUGGACAGGACCUAUGAUCGGGGCAGUAGCUGGAGCACUGACCUAUGACCUUCUGUUUGCCACGAAACCUUUUGGUCUCAGAAGGUCUUGCACGGCUACUGCUAGGGCUUCAUUGGAAAAUAAGUAUAGGGAGGAAGAAGGUCAUGGUCUCUUGCUCCAGAAAUACAAGGAUGAGACCAAGCCGCCCAUCUACAAGAAGCCCAGACAGGAGGAGCCUGUACAAACUCUAAUGUACACAAAGACAGAUCAAGAGGAGAAAGAUCCUGAAGAGCUGUACCAGAAAAAAAGAAAGCAUGAAAAAGAUCAUGGGGACCUGUACACCAAACCAAGACACCAAGAGAUGGAUAAACCUUGUCUGACUCACAAGGGGGGCAAAGAUCAAGAUCAAGCUAACCAUCGGUACAACAAAGAUCAUGACAGAGGAUUCCAGAGAAAUGACAGAGAUGACCAGGACUACGAUCGCUCGCACCAGAAAAACAGACGCCCUGACCAGGAGAGGGAUUACCAGAAACGCUACACCGAAGAUGAGGACAGUGAUUAUUCCUAUCACAAAACCAAAGAUGAGGGCAGGGUCCUGGGGAGGAAGUAUCAGAAGAAUAGAAAUCAAGAGCAGGCCAAAAGUCAGGGGUACCAGAAAUCUAAACAUGAGCCGCAGCAAGGGAAUGGGCUCCUGCAGCAGAGGACCAAAAUGGGGGAGAUCUCCAAGUCCAAUGUGAGCGCGGUGUGACCUGGGCAUCCUGAUGGACAACGCUGUUAACAUUGUGUCCUUUUGAUUAGGGUGACCUGUGUAACCAUGGUGACAUUAAAAUUAAGUUUUUGUUGAUAUGUGAAUAAGGGCAGCCAUCUUGCAUUUUAUUCAUCAUUAGUUCUAUUCUAUGAUGUUAUAUGAAACAUUCCAGUUUCACAAACCCUGUACCAAUUAACAAUUUGGAAAAAAUAUACAUCUUCAUAAAUAUAAACCAUCACAUCAUUCUCAACAAACAUUUAUUUGUGAUGAAAAAUUCACAUCAUUUGAUUUCCACUUGACAUUGACAAAUAUGAAAUUGAAAUAUAUUUUUAUUUUGUACAAAUUCAAGUAUAUUUACAACUUUGAAGGUUACAUUUGAAUAUUCUUAAAUAAUAUGUAACUUUGAAAUAAUGUUGAAACUGGAAUUGAAUAAAUUUUACAAAUUUUUUACAGUUAUGGCAUCAUAAUUACAAACCGGUUAAGAUGAAAAGUUCUGACAUCAUAAUUACAAACCGGUUAAGAUGUACAGCUUUGACACAUUAUUUUAAAACAUAAUUUCAAAACUUUUCAGUGCAUUAUUGAUGAUUGUAUGUAUUUUUUGUUUGAUUGUGUAGCACUUUUUAGCAAAAUCUUUUGUUUUAUGAUGUGUCCUUGCAAUACAUUUGUCCAAUGGGAAAGAGAUGGGACACUGCUAUGUUUAAAUAUUAAUAUAAUAGAAUCACAUUAAAAUUUCUGAUCACAAUGAGUGAUACUUGGCAAGACAUCACAUUUCUGAUCACUUUGCAUGACAUUACAUUUGCGAUCACAAUGAGUGAUACUUGGCAAGACAUCCCAUUUCUGAUCACAAUGAGUGAUAAUUGGCAUAUAGGGUAUUGAGUCAUUUCCUUUUUUGAAUUGUAACAUUUUUCUUGUAACUUUUCAUUUGUGACAAUUUUAUUUGUAACAAUUUCAUUUGUAACCAUUUCAUUUGUAACAAUUUCAUAUGUAAAAAUUUCUUUUUGAGCAGUUUCAUUAACGAUUUCUCUGAUAAAUGUUCACUUUUUAACAUUUCCUGGAACAUUUCUAUAUUAUCUCUAAUGUAAAUGUUCAUUUGUGAUGCUUCCAUUUGAACAAAUAUUGUGUACAACAUAGGGGCUGACAUCCGCCUUUAAAUAGGACAGGUCCCUUUUGUCAUAUUGGUUGUGAUGUGUUUCAUCAGCCACUUAUUUUUUAAUAUUGUGUGACUCAUUUGUGACUCAUUAAGGGUUUGUAUGUGAGUCAGUGUUAACUCUACAUAGCCCAUAUCCUUUAGUUUCUUGCCGAUUCUCCGAUGUUAUCAUAAUUCGUUAGGGAUUUCUUGUUUUUGAACAUUUCCCGUGGAGCUUUACAUUUUCAAAAUUAAAUUUCAAAUGUAAUAUUUCCUAUAUAAAUGUGAGCAAUAUAUUUAGAAUAGAUUUAUAAAGGAAAAACUAAUUGAUAAAAUUUGUUGUUUUAAUUAGUGAGGGAUAUUGAAGUUUGGAACUAAUUUAUUUUACAUGAUUGUGUGAUUCCACCUUCAUAUUUUGUUAUAUCUUGAACUUUGGCAUCUUGACCUUGGGCAUUUUGAACUUUGGCAUCUUGACCUUGGGCAUUUUGAACUUUGGCAUCUUGACCUGGACAUUGUUAUAAUGUACAUUUUCAAACAUUCAUUGUUGCUAGAGUAGAGUAUGAUGAUCAAGGUCAUCUGUUCGUACCACUUUAAGCAUGUUAUGAAGUUUUGUAUAGUACCGGUAUAUGUUAAGCGAUAAAUAAUAUUUAGUAGAUUUUUAUGUUAAUGAAAAAUGACUGUCUCAUUACACUAUGGGAUUAACCUGGAUACUAGAGUUAACAGCUUAAAAAAAAUCCAAGCUUGUAUUUAAUGUCACAUAAAGAAAUGGCGUCAGCGGGCCCUCGAGCUAAUGCUCUUUGUGUCCC